AUGGCAAACAUAUGGAAAUCCAAACUCAUUCCCUUAGACCCAUGGACCAGGAUUGAAGGAGGAGAACUAGAAGGAGUUCGAGUCUGUGCCAAGGACCAAACAAAGGAGCUCAAAGUCGGGUGCGAGCUGCAGCCCUCUACCCGAAGCAAGAUUGUGGCUUUCCUUAAACAAAACCUUGAUGUCUUCGCCGUGGAUCACAGUGACAUAAGAGGAAUAGAUCCCAGUAUUACAUGCCACAAAUUACAGGUGGAUCCUUCAGUUCGGCCAAAGCAGCAAAAACGACGACCUCUGAACCCUGAAAGAUAUGAAGCACUCAACAAGAAGGUGCAAAAGCUGUUGAACAAUGGUUUUCUCCGUGAAGCGAAAUACUCGAAGUGGGUUGCGAAUUCGAUCCUUGUGAAAAAACACAACGGAGAUUGGAUGAUAUCGAUGUACGGCCUGGAUCAGGAACAUACCUCGUUUGUAACUGACCGAGGUCUUUAUUGCUACAGAGUAAUGCCAUUUGGUCUCAAAAACGCUGGCGCCACCUACCAACGACUUGUGAAUUCCAUGUUUUUCCAGCAGAUCGGAAAGACAAUGGAAGUGUAUGUUGAUGAUAUGCUGGUCAAAAGCAUCAAGGCCAAGGACCACUGUCGGUACCAGACCGAAAUGUUUGAUAUACUGAGGAAGUAUGGAAUGAAGUUGAACCCGAGGAAAUGUGGUUUCGGGGUCAGUUCUGGAAGAUUCCUAGGUUACAUUGUAAACAACCGAGGAAUCGAAGCAAAUCCUGAAAAAAUACAAGCUGUCAUCCAAAUGAAGUCUCCAACCAAACCUAGAGAGGUACAAAGUUUAACCGGAAGGGUUGCCAUCCUCAGUCGGUUCAUCUCCAAGUUUACGGACCGCUGCAAACCCUUCUUCGACACGUUACGAGGAGGAAAGAAGUUCGAAUGGACCAAAGAAUGUCAGGACGCCUUUAACGAGCUAAAGAGACAACUAGCCCGACCUCCAUUGCUUUCAAAACCUAAGGCAAGCGAGGCCCUGAAACUAUAUUUAUCUAUUUCAGAGCAUGCCAUUAGUUCCGUUCUAACCCGAGAAGAAAAUGGCGUUCAACACCUAGUUUAUUAUGUAAGAAAAGCUCUUCACGAAGCUGAGCUUAGAUAUUCACCUGUAGAGAAACUGGCAUUUACCCUGCUGAUAGCAGCGCGAAAAUUGAGGCCAUAUUUCUUGGAACACACCAUUGAGGUCCUUACUAACUCUCCAUUGAGGCAAACGCUGCAAAAGCUCGACACCUCUGGUUGCAUGAAAGAAACCCCUUGGAAACUUUAUGUCGACGGUUCAUCCACCGAAAAACGAUCUGGAGUCGACGUCGUAUUAAUCAGCCCUGAUCACCGCAUAUUCUACGAAGCUUUGCCAUUUGACUUUAAAGCCUCAAAUAAUGAGGCUGAGUACGAAGCUCUCAUUGCCGGAGCAAGGAUGAGCUCAGGGUUAGGGAUCUCCGACCUGAUCCUACACAGCAACUCCCAACUAGUCAUGAAUCAGAACGGUCACGCCGAUGCACUGGCCCGCCUAGCCACCAGUGAGGGAAUCGAAGAGUUCGAUAGCAUCCCCGUAGGAAGAAUAUCCCUACCGUCCACCGAGCUGGCUAAAGUGGUCCUUAUGAUGAUAGACCCCAAACCAACUUGGCAGGACGAUAUCAUCGCUUACCUGAAAAUCGGGAAAUAUCUCGAAAACUCUGUAGAGGCUAGAAAGCUCCGAAUAAGGUCGGCUAGGUACACACACAUUGAUAAUAUACUAUACAAACGGGGAUAUUCUACGCCUUUGUUAUGGUGCUUGAACGAAGGAGAAGCUCAGCACGCCCUGCAGGACGUUCACGAAGGAAUAUGUGGAAACCAUUCCAGUGGACUUUCACUAGCCCACAAGAUCAUACGACAAUGA
Molecule: messenger RNA, 1914 nt
Organism: Olea europaea var. sylvestris
Lineage: Eukaryota; Viridiplantae; Streptophyta; Magnoliopsida; Lamiales; Oleaceae
Exons: 4
Coding region: 1-1914 (637 amino acids)
Molecular function (GO): nucleic acid binding
Source: RefSeq, a predicted model, not a curated record